Messenger RNA from Lytechinus variegatus (green sea urchin), 1068 nucleotides. RefSeq lists its product as uncharacterized. NCBI's taxonomy places the organism in Eukaryota, Metazoa, Echinodermata, Echinoidea, Temnopleuroida, Toxopneustidae. Bases 16 to 1068 code for a protein of 350 amino acids. The record is from RefSeq and is a predicted model, not a curated record. The transcript has a single exon.
AUAAAAGAGUAAAAAAUGGACAGGUUAACUAUCCACCACAAUGUUGCAUUUUUGUUAAUUAUUCCCAUAUUUCUGAAAACAUGUCACUGCAAUGCAUUAUCUUUAAUGCAAGGGCAAGAUGCAAACCUGAUUUUCCCAUAUCCAUGUAGCAGUACAUCAGUCACGUUACAAUAUUCAUACAGAAAUCCAUUUUACAUAUCAACAGAUGAAUCACAACCAUCUUCACAGAAAAGUCAGGAGCACAGAUAUAGAGUAGAGUUAACACAUGAUGAGGACAGUCCUAAAGAAUGCUUUGUCAACCUCACAAUUAGCAGUAUCACAAGAGAUGACCAAGGGACAUACAUUCUGUUUGUAUAUAUGGAUAGGGAAAUAUUGGGAGAUGCAACACAGAGGAUUUGGCUAGGAGUUGAUUAUCCUCCAGGAGAAGCAUCGGUCAUCGGAACGGAAGCAAAGGGUGGAAACUGGAUGGCUGUGAAGUUUACAGCUCCGGUUGGAAGCAUUGGAGGAAAGAUAGAAUGUUAUCAAGGUGGUGAAUGGAUGCCUCCGCUCUCUGAACCAACUGAGACUGAUGUGUUAUUGAAACAGACUAUUCUCAUCAGAAAAUCCCACCCUGUAUUUUGCUGUUCUUCUGUUUUCUAUGAAGAAAAAGAUAUCUGUGCAUGCAAUGAUACUGCAUUGUACCUGGAGCCUUCCAGCAGCAAUACGCCAUGCCCAACUGUCCCAAGGAAAAUUCCAAAGGCAACAACCUCUCGGUACAGAAGUCCAGAAGCUGUAGAGAUCACAUUGUCUGUCACCUCUACAAACUACAUCCAAUCAACAUCCACAAAAUCUCAGGAUGCCAGUAAAAAUAUCCAACAUAAUCUGAAAAUUGCAAUCAUAAUUUUGGUAAUUAUUUUGGUCAUAAUGUUAACAAUAAUUGCAAUUUUGCUUUUUAAACUUAGGCAAAAACGCAAUAACAAUAAUAUGGAGUCAUUUGAUGCUUAUAAAUUAAAACAUUGUGGACGUGAUGAUAUUCAAGAAAUUGUAAAACUUAGACUUAAUUCACAAAACACUGCCACCAGUCCAUGA